Caenorhabditis elegans is the source of this 508-nucleotide messenger RNA. RefSeq lists its product as uncharacterized. Bases 8 to 157 code for a protein of 49 amino acids. Lineage: Eukaryota; Metazoa; Nematoda; Chromadorea; Rhabditida; Rhabditidae. The transcript has 3 exons. The record is from RefSeq and is marked reviewed.
CAUUUGUAUGUUUGUCAGUCUCUACUGUCCCCGAUUGGCAUGCUGCCAGUUUGCACUUUUGUCAUUCUAUGCCGUUCCAAGUGGAUUGAACGCAGCUGUCAACAAGAAGUUCCUUGAUCAAGACUACAAUAGCGUCUUUUUGAAAAUGGAGUUUUAAUAAUUACCAAAAUCUACAAGAGUCAUCUUAAAAUUUUCUGGCGAGCUUAUGAAACAAUGAUACAAAAUUGGAAAUUAUAUGGCGUAACAUUAAAUCGUAGUUUCUAUUGUGAUCCUAUAAAUUUCAUAUUUAUAAUUGGCUACUACAGGCAGCCACUACAAUAAUAAUUGUCAGUUUUUAAUUACAUUACUCCGAAGCUAUUUUGUUAUAGGUAAAUGUAGUGUGUAUAGAUAACUGAAUCUGUAUGGUACAUCUAUUUUCUGCGAUUUUCUUGUAAUUUCCACGACUAUUCGCCAAAUUUGUGUGGUAACCUGUUAUUUUCAAUUUUAACAAGUGAAGAGGUUCAGACUA